Messenger RNA from Lodderomyces parapsilosis, 465 nucleotides. It is a transcript of the gene TIM17, whose product is annotated as protein transporter. The record is from RefSeq and is a predicted model, not a curated record. NCBI's taxonomy places the organism in Eukaryota, Fungi, Ascomycota, Pichiomycetes, Serinales, Debaryomycetaceae. Bases 1 to 465 code for a protein of 154 amino acids. Gene Ontology annotation, molecular function: transmembrane protein transporter activity. Gene Ontology annotation, cellular component: mitochondrial inner membrane; TIM23 mitochondrial import inner membrane translocase complex. Gene Ontology annotation, biological process: protein import into mitochondrial matrix. The transcript has a single exon.
AUGUCUGCAGAUCACGCUAGAGAUCCAUGUCCAAUCGUUAUUCUCAAUGAUUUCGGUGGUGCUUUUGCUAUGGGUGUUAUUGGUGGUUGCGUAUGGCAUGGUAUAAAAGGGUUUAGAAACUCUCCACAUGGAGAAAGAGGAUAUGGUGCACUUUCAGCAAUUAAGGCCAGGGCACCAGUAGUGGGAGGUAAUUUCGGUGUUUGGGGUGGUUUAUUUUCAACAUUUGACUGUACAGUUAAAGCUGUACGUAAGAGAGAAGAUGCAUGGAAUGCAGUUAUAGCUGGUUUCUUUACUGGUGGUGCCUUGGCCAUCAGAGGUGGGUGGAAACAUACGAGAAAUUCUGCAAUCACUUGUGCUUGUCUUUUAGGUGUCUUUGAAGGUGUGGGAAUGAUGAUGCAAAGAUUACAAGCACAACCUACUAUGGCUCCAGUAUAUCCAGAAGAGCCUGCCAAACUUGCCGCUUAG